Aspergillus niger is the source of this 1713-nucleotide messenger RNA. RefSeq lists its product as uncharacterized. Gene Ontology annotation, molecular function: oxidoreductase activity; FAD binding. Bases 1 to 1713 code for a protein of 570 amino acids. The record is from RefSeq and is a predicted model, not a curated record. The transcript is spliced from 3 exons. Lineage: Eukaryota; Fungi; Ascomycota; Eurotiomycetes; Eurotiales; Aspergillaceae.
AUGAAGGCUUCCUGGUCUUUUGCAGCAUCUGUCGCUGCUCUCGCCUCCAAGGCCGUCGCUUCUAGCGACUGCCACUGCCUGCCCGGCGAUAGCUGCUGGCCCUCGACCUCCAGCUGGGACUCCCUCAACAACACUGUGGGCGGUCGCUUGGUUGCGACUGUUCCCAUUGGUACUCCUUGCCAUGACCCUAACUACAAUGGCGCCGAGUGCACGAACCUGCAGGAUGACUGGUACUACCCGCAGACUCACUUGGUCUCUUCUUCAUCUGUUAUGCAACCGUACUUUGCCAACCAGAGCUGUGAUCCUUUCCAGCCCGAGUCCCGGCCCUGCCUGCUUGGCAACUACGUGAGCUACGCCGUCAACGUCUCCACGACCGAUGAUGUUGUUGCUGCGGUCAAGUUCGCCCAGGAGAACAACAUCCGUCUCGUGAUCAGGAACACCGGUCAUGACUACCUUGGCCGUUCCACCGGUGCUGGUGCCCUGGCCAUCUGGACUCACUACCUGAACGACGUCGAAAUCACAGAGUGGUCGGAUUCCACCUACGCGGGUUCGGCUGUCAAGCUGGGCAGUGGUGUCACGGGCUACAAUGUGCUCGAUGCUACUCACGGAAAGGGAAUUGUUGUCGUCGGCGGCGAAUGCCCUACUGUCGGCCUCGCUGGUGGAUACACCAUGGGCGGCGGUCACUCCGCCCUGAGCACUGCCUUCGGUCUGGGUGCUGACCAGACCCUGUCCUUCGAGGUUGUCACCGCUUCGGGCGAGGUCAUCACGGCCUCCCGGACCAACAACACCGAUCUGUACUGGGCCCUCAGUGGUGGUGGUGCCGGUAACUUCGGUGUUGUCACCUCUCUCACCGUCAAGGCCCAUCCCGAUGCCACCAUCUCCGGUGCUGCGCUCGAAUUCACCAUCGCCAACAUCACCUCCGAUCUCUUCUACGAGGCUGUGGAGCGCUUCCACACCUUGCUGCCCGCCAUGGUUGAUGCCGGCACCACCGUCAUCUAUGAGAUGACCAACCAGGUCUUCCUCAUCAACCCCUUGACCGCCUACAACAAGACCACCGCUGAGGUCAAGACCAUCUUGUCUCCCUUCCUCUCUGCUCUGACCGACCUGGGCAUCGAGUACACCGUCGCUUACACCCAGUACUCCUCUUACUACGACCACUACGAGAAGUACAUGGGACCCCUCCCCUACGGCAACCUCGAGGUCGGCCAGUACAACUACGGCGGCCGCCUCCUCCCCCGUGACACCCUUACCUCGAACGCCGCCGAUCUCGUCUCCGUCCUCCGCAACAUCACCUCCGACGGUCUCAUCGCCGUCGGCGUCGGCCUGAACGUCACCAACUCCAACGACACCGCCAACGCUGUCUUCCAGCCCUGGCGUAACGCCGCCGUGACCAUGCAGUUCGGUUCCACCUGGAACGAGACUGCCCCUUGGUCCGAGAUGGUCGCCGACCAGCUGCGCAUUGCCCACGACUACAUUCCCCAGUUCGAGGCCGUGACCCCUGGCUCGGGCGCCUACGAGAACGAGGGCAGCUUCCGUCAGCAGAACUGGCAGAAGGAAUUCUUCGGCGAUAACUACGCCCAGCUCUGCGAGGUCAAGGAGAAGUAUGAUCCCGACCAUGUCUUCUACGUCACCAAGGGUGCCGGUAGCGAGUACUGGUCUGUGGCCGAGUCGGGUCGCAUGUGCAAGACCCAGCAGGCGUGCGCUGCUGUUUGA